Aspergillus lentulus is the source of this 1989-nucleotide messenger RNA. Lineage: Eukaryota; Fungi; Ascomycota; Eurotiomycetes; Eurotiales; Aspergillaceae. The record is from RefSeq and is a predicted model, not a curated record.
AUGGGAUUUGAAUGCCUCUUCUUACAGCCCCAGAAAAAGCGGGGGCCAACUGGCAAUCGUGUAUCCCAAAUUCGUCAGCAACAACAGACUCAGCUAUUACGCAAGAGUUCUCAAUCGUCUCUUUCAGACGCCUAUCCGUACCAGAGGCCGAUUCCCCCUCGGGAGACGGGGCAGCAUGGGAUCGCCCCCUCGGUGCAAGAUGCCACCCAGUGGCCUAUCCCUCAGCGUGGGGAGGCCUCAGUGCCGACGGACAUAGUACCGCCGCGUCCAAACACCUCGAUUGGGCCGUCGUGGCCUGCUACAGAUACCUCAUCAGUAGAUUCUCAGACUAACUCUGCCAUCAGUUGGAAUGAGCGCAACGAUGUUGAGUAUUGGCUCCCCGACAAUUUAGAUGCGCAGGUGCCUGUAUUCGAGUUUCCAGGAAGCAAUAUCUACCUAAAGGCGUCGCUGCCGUCGAUCAUCCAACCGGAGCAGGAAGCUGCUGGAUUGCAGCCUCAUCAUGUGGACGCUUCAAACUUGGCUCUUUCUACUAUGGGGGUCAUGCCAACCGGGCCCGUUCCGAUGCGAACGACAUGGCCGUCAUCAAUCGUCGAGGCCAACAUGAUUCCGUGGAUUGAAGUCUACUUUGACCGCCUGCACCCGACUCUGCCUGUAUUGAACAGGUCCUCCUUGUUCAUUCGCAUGAUGGCUCAAGAGCAUCGUAGAAACCCGCAGUUCGGUGCCAUGCUACUAUCUUUAUGCGCCUUCUCACUGACGCAACCUAUCGAGAUUGACGAACGGCCCACUACCUCGUCCCGAGCCAACCAGGCCAGAUCGAUGAUGAACGAGGCGACGAAAAUGCGGAGCUGCUCUGACUUUGGCGAACAUCCAACCAUCGAGGCUGUUCUCACCAGCUUUUUCCUGUUUGGAUGUCUUUUCGGCAGCAACCAACACAAUGCUGCAUGGCUUCGACUCCGAGAGGCUCUAGACCUUGCAGCGACACUGGGCUUGAACAACCCUGACUCAUAUCGUGAUUUACCGAACGACGAAAAAGGCCAACGAUUACGGACCUAUUUGGUCUUGUCUAUCACAGAGAGAGCCUAUGCGCUGCAACGGCGACAUUCCAUCACCUUUUGGGGAAGACCGGGAUUCAGCAUGCGUUCUGUCCAUGAUUUUAUCCACAAUGCAACACACAGCGUUGUUUCCGGUAUCAUAGUUCACAACGAAAAAGAUGCCGAGGGAAUGCUGGGUCUGGCCCGCUUAAUGGAGUUGUUCGACGCUAUCGACGAAGAGGUGGUUGAUUGUUGGAAUCAGCGCUGCAACGUCAAUUCAGGUUAUUGUGAUAAUCUCACAGAGGAGAAGGCCUUGUCCAUCCAUCAAAAUCUCAGCAGAGUCUGCGAGUCCGAGCGAUAUAAGGGCUAUGACUGGUUUGAACGGACCAAGUCAGCCCCGGGUCAGGCCCAGAGCGUCCAACUGACAAUCAGUAUGCGGGAGACACAGUGUGCCGAUGUGUUUAUCACGAAGAAAUGGCUGCAGAAUCGGGUGUGGGUGCUGUGCUCCACUCAUGGUCUCCUGAGACCUGUUUCAGAACCCCAGGAGCUGUCUUUCGAAUACGCCAUCACGAUUGCUGUGGACACCUUGAAGAUAUGUCAGUCAUUGCGCCUUAGCUCGAUGGAAGCGCAUGGUAUUGGCCUAGUUGAGAAGCUGUACGACAUUGCGGUUAGUGCAAUUGGAAUUUCUUCCAAUGUCCGCCAGCCUCUUGGUGAACAUUCUCCAGCCUCGGUGGCUGGUUCCAUGGCAGGACCGGGCGUCCUGCCUCCUGGAAGCCUUGUGGGAGCCAUGUCUCCAAACACAGCAACCGUGCACUCUACUCAGUCGUUGGCGGAGGAUUUUAUGUUGCUUUUGAAUACACUGCGCGGGGGCAAUCAUCCCUUUCUGGAAAAAUUCAAGGCUUACCUGAGUUCUUUGCACAUCGUCGGGGUUGGGUGCAGCAACUGGGCGCAGACAUGA